Etheostoma spectabile (orangethroat darter) is the source of this 4216-nucleotide messenger RNA. RefSeq names its product serine/threonine-protein kinase 35. Gene Ontology annotation, biological process: protein phosphorylation; negative regulation of G2/MI transition of meiotic cell cycle. Bases 163 to 1365 code for a protein of 400 amino acids. The record is from RefSeq and is a predicted model, not a curated record. Gene Ontology annotation, cellular component: cytoplasm; nucleus. The transcript has 4 exons. NCBI's taxonomy places the organism in Eukaryota, Metazoa, Chordata, Actinopteri, Perciformes, Percidae. Gene Ontology annotation, molecular function: protein kinase activity; ATP binding.
AGUGGAGCCAGUUCACUCAUCUUCCCGUUGAUUCUCCUCCCUUCUUUAGCCUGCCUUUGUUGUUUUCUGUUCAAAGAAAGGACAGCGAGCGGUCCCAUGGACACUGCAGUUGUUGACAACAUGUGGACGUUUUUCUAUGUAUUGUCUGAAUCGUGAAUACGUAUGGACACCGUCGGUGGGGACGACUGGCGGAGACGCACGAGGAGCGCGCGAGCCUACAAACAAGCUGUAGCACGAGCUGACGAGUCCAGUGUGCUGCGGUGUCUGAGCGUUGGAAACGCGGAAGACGGCAAUGACAUGGAGGAGGACAUUGGUCUUUUCAAGGAGGACAGUCUGGAGCGAAGGGUCAUGGCGCCCCGCUACAGCCUCCUGCGGGAGGUGGGAAGGGGCACAUACGGCGUGGUGUACGAAGCGGUGGCCCGGAGGACCGGUGCGAAAGUUGCCGUGAAGAAACUGCGAUGCGACGCGCCGGAAAACGUAGAGCUCGCCUUGCAGGAGUUCUGGGCGCUGGCAAGUCUGGAAAAACGGCAUCAAAAUGUGGUGCAACUGGAAGAGUGUGUGCUACAGAGGAACGGUAUGGCUCAGAAAAUGAGUCAUGGGAACAAAAGGUCCAAACAGUACCUGCGUCUGGUGGAGACUUCGCUAAAAGGUGAGAGAGUGCUUGGUCCUCCAGAGGAGUCUUGUUACCUCUGGUUUAUCAUGGAGUUCUGUGAAGGCGGCGACCUCAACCAGUUUAUCCUGUCAAGGCGGUCCGACCCACAAACCAACAACAGCUUUAUGCUGCAGCUGACCAGCGCUGUUGCGUUCCUGCACGAAAACAACAUUGUCCACAGAGACCUCAAACCUGACAACAUCCUCAUCUCAGAGAAGUCAGGGGCUCCAAUUCUCAAGGUGGCUGACUUUGGCCUGAGCAAAGUGUGCGCUGGUUUAGGACACUCCGAGCGUAAAGAAGGCGACGACAAGAACAAAAACGUCAAUGUCAACAAGUUUUGGUUGUCAUCGGCGUGUGGCUCAGACUUCUAUAUGGCUCCUGAGGUGUGGGAGGGUCACUACACAGCCAAAGCUGACAUAUUUGCCUUAGGCAUCAUUAUCUGGGCCAUGUUGGAGAGAAUUACUUUCAUUGAUGCUGAGUCUAAGCGGGAGCUGCUGGGGUCUUAUGUGAGACAAGGAGUUGACAUUGUGCCGGUGGGCGAGGCACUGCUAGAGAAUCCAAAGAUGGUACUGAACAUCCCACAGAAACGCAGGUCGUGUAUGUCCGAUGGAGUGAGGAAGUUGCUGCAGGACAUGCUCGCCGUCAACCCUCAGGACCGGCCCGAUGCUUUUGAGCUGCAGGCCAGAGUGGACCAGGUUAUGUGUGCCACAUGACCCUCAACCUCACUGUUUCACAGACUUGUGAUUCUACCGGGAGCUGCUACAUCAGCGAGGGUCUGGCUGCUUUGAUCUGAAGACUGUGAACAUAAAGGAGAAGCAAAGGAAGCUCGUGACUCAUCAAGUUUGGAUGCUGAAGUGGGAUUUUUGUUUUCUUUGAACUUGUUUUACAGUGAUGUCAUCUGCCAAUUGAAUAGAGAAUGUUUGUCUUGACCUGCAUAUUAUGAUAAAGCAUGAAAACAUCCUGCUGCUUAGUGGGAAGGAAGCUUGAUAAAAACGGAUGUAACCAUCAUAGAAUGGUCGUGAGAAAUUCCCGUCAGAAAACAUGAUGGUGACACUGCUUAACGAAAGACGGAGCAUCGGUUGGCUCUAAAUGUAAGCUAAGGUGCGUGCGUGCAUGCGUGUAGGAGCAAUCGUUUCCACGUAUAUUUUGAUAAUAUUGGAUGAAAACAUUAGAUGCCCACUGCUACUGGAAACCCCUCGCUUCAAGUGGUGGAGUUUCAGUUGCCUAAAACUAAAGUUGGUCUAAUUUCCGAUGUUUGACAUUGCUGCCAGUUUGGAUUGUAUCCCCCAUGCUGUGGUGGGGGUCGCCACACUAGGGAACGCCGUUGCCCUGUGUUGCCCCAGGGAGAUUUGACGGCUUUAUGUACUGACAAAAAAAAGUGUCAACCUUUUUCAGUUGUUGGGUUUGAAUUUCUCCAGAUCUGUUGGUUUAUCUCGGAUCUUAUCAGAUCUUAGUCAUGGUUAGUCACUAGAAGUGAAUGACUGUAAAAUCUUCUGUGAUAUUAUAAUUUACAUACACAGUUUCACAUAUUCAUAUAUAAAGUCAGUUUUCUGUAAAUUCAAUUGAGACUGUUAAUCUUAAAAAUCCUGUGAUUUCAGUACUAUGAAGUCAUCAUGGUCAUUAACUCCCAGCAUUGCCUGCAAACUCCUGAAGCAUCAAAUGCUUUUUAAGUGACUGUUAACAAUAAUGCAGAAUUUGUAUCAGUUGACAAAUGUCUUGCACUUGGAAACUGGAUAAUGCUAGAUAUUUUUAGCCUGGGUUUUGAUCACUUGGCUCAUGGACAUGUGGAUAAAGAACUUUUGCUGGCAUAAAUGCAAAAGCUAUGUAAAGUAAUCCCGGGUCACAUUUAAGGAUAAUUGUAGUUAAAAUAGUUUAAAGUUCAUGUUUAAAUUUCAUACUCUUUACAAAAAUGUGUCUGUUAUAAAUACAUGGGGAAAAGAAAAGCAGAAACUAGACACGUGAUGGGUGAGAGUAUAUCCUGGAGACAUGCAGGACAUACACCGUGCUGAGCGCAGCUGAUUUGAUUUCAUGCACACUUUGAUUUUCACUGUAAUCUCAUUGGUUAAACCUAGUGGUGCCUUGAAUUUGCUAGUCAGGUAACAUUUAGAUAGGCUGUUAUAUUUGUCUUUUAUUUGGCACUCCAAAGACAUUAUUCAUGGUAUAUGGUCUUGAUAAUUUAGUUUCUGCAGUAUUUUGGGUGUGAUUAUGAAUGAGUGAGGAAUGAUAGAUGUAUUGUUACUAUACAUGUAUUAUUUACUGUUUUGAAUUGUACUGUUUUUCUGUAGAACAUGUAUUUGUUGAGUAAAAUCUAAUUUUAAAGGGAACUGAAGAUGGAAUGUUUGAACAGGUGCCAUUCAUGUUAAAGGAGUAAAGCCGCAGAGCUAUUUCUGAGCGUUUCAGGUGGAUUACAAGUUCUAAACUGUGAUGACUAGGAUGUGUUUCUUGUUGAGAUAUAACGACACUCAAUCUAAGUGUUGCUAAAAUCAGCCCCAGGCAUAGUGGUGAGGUGUAAUUGUGCCUGCGAUGUGAAGAAGAAAAAAAUCAAGCUUAGAAGCAUGUUGGAACAUUUGUACUGUGAACCACAGCAGAAUCUUGUAUCUCAGUUGAUAUUUUUGCCCUGAAACCAAAGGUCUGAAGUCUGUUAUGUUGAACUAAACUGGGACCCUGAAUGUUUUCAACGAAUCCUAUUUCUUUUUUAAUUGUACUACCUCAUGUUUCUGCAGAAUUUUACAUUUCCUUUUCUGAGCCAUACUUACAUUUUUUUCCUAACAAAGACAUUCCUCAGAGACCGCCUGGUAGAUUUCCAAACUUUUAUUUAAUGUCAUCAAAGUAUUUGUUAGAUGUGUGCAGUUUUUUUAGGAUUGUGAAUGCAUCACAUUGGUUUGGAAUAAGUGACGUUUGACGUCUCUCUGUUGCUUUGACUGUUUCUGUUUUUGCUGAUGCAUUGUAAGAAAGGGGUUUACAUUGGUUCAGAUGUUUACACACCUUUAGCUCAACACAGGCCGUGAUGUACUUGGGUUAAUUUCUUCAACUUCUGUGAAAAAUGGUACCUCAGUUCCCAAAAUGUAUGUGCAGUAUUUUUGUGUAGGGUAGGAAUAAUCCUCUUGAAUUAAUGGUGAGCUAAUGGUAGUGCUUAGCUUGACAUAUCCGCUCACACACAGUUCUUUAUUCUGAGUUCUGAGGAACUGCUUUAAUUUUACUUGAAUUUAGGGAAAUGUACUAAAAAUAUCAAGAGAUUCAAGCAAACCCUCAACAUAUUCCCCUUACGAGUGUGUAGCUGCCCCUGGACGUGUUUAAAUGAUGUACCGGUCUAGUGUGCACCAGCACUACAUUUGACUAAACUCCAAUCACUAAUGGGUCACUUUUGUUACACGCAACACUUUUCUAUGCAACUCUGCCUCACUGGACACACUUUUCAGAUGACUUGACCCUUUAUUUCAAAAUAACAGUCCUUGGUUGUACAUGAUGCUAAAGCCAUUUGCUUGAAUUAAAAGAAAACUGUUUUUAUUGCUGACUUUGUGCAUUUCUGGGCUCUGUUUCAAUAAAGGUUGGAAAUACCUCGUA